Parnassius mnemosyne (clouded apollo) is the source of this 768-nucleotide messenger RNA. NCBI's taxonomy places the organism in Eukaryota, Metazoa, Arthropoda, Insecta, Lepidoptera, Papilionidae. The record is from the annotation of a GenBank genome assembly.
AUGAAUUUAGACAAUUUUCUCGAUGGUACGUCAUCUGCCGCUGGUAUGCCAUCUGCCGCUGGUAUGCCAUCUGCCACUCGUACGUCAUCUGCCGUUGGUGCGUCAUCUGCUGCUGGUACGUCAUCUGGCGCUGGUACGUCAACUGCCGCCAGUCAUAUCCAGCAGACUACGAAGCAGCAAACAAUAGAAAGAUAUGGCACGGCAAAAAGAAUAUCCAAUGAGACUAAAAAGAAAAUUGAUGGAGGUCUAUUAGAUUUAUUUAUUGACAGUUACCAGCCAUUUUCAUUGGUGGAGGAAAGGGCGUUUAAAAAGUUUGCUCGGUGGAUUCCUGGCUACCAACUGCCCAGUAGAAAAACAAUAUCCAUCGUCAUGUUGUCUGCAUUGUCCAAAACCAAAUCGGAAAUGAAAAUGAUAUUAGGCCCGGAGUGCAAUCAUUCGAUAUGUCUUACGACAGAUUUAUGGACCUCUAGAUCGAACGAGUCCUAUAUAGCCGUCACCGCUCAUUAUAUGACAGAUGAUUUUGAGCUCAAAACUGUUUUACUUGAUUGUUGCAAUUUUUAUGACUCCCAUACCAGUGAAAAUAUAGAGAAAAUGUUAAAAAAUAUUGUGGCUGAAUGGGGCUUCACUGAUAAGAUAAUAUUUGCCGUAGCAGACAACGCUGCUAAUGUACAGAAGGCCAUUCAUAACAUCGGCUGGAAGCAAUUUGGAUGCUAUGGCCACACUUUGAAUUUAAUAGUUCAGGAUUCACGACGGUUCAACCAAUUUUAG